AUGGUGUGGUGCCGGUUCCUCCAGAAGAGGUGGGUGCUCGCCCUGGUCUUUGGGCUCUCGCUUGUCUACUUCCUCCGCAGCACCUUCAAGCAGAAGAAAAGAGCAGUAAGAAAUUGGAAUCUCCUCCAGGUUCAAGACCACGACCAGCCCAUUCUGUGGAAGGUGCAUUUUCACCUGGGGAACAGCAGUCGGCCUGGCAACCAGUGCCGGAACUCCAUUCAAGGGAAGCACCUCAUCACAGAUGAGCUAGGAUACGUUUGUGAAAGGAAGGAUUUGCUGGUGAACCGCUGCUGUAAUGUCAACGCCCCUGGCAUGAAGCAGUACCGCUGUGAUGGCUGCUUGCCCCAUGGCUGCUGUGGUGCCUAUGACUACUGUGUGUCCUGCUGCCUGCAGCCCAGCAAGCGACUUCUCCUGGAGCGCUUCCUCAACCGCGCAGCUGUGGCAUUCCAGAACCUCUUCAUGGCUGUUGAAGAUCACUUUGAAUUGUGUCUGGCCAAAUGCAGGACCUCAUCCCAGAGCAUGCAGCAUGAGAAUAUCUAUAGGGACCCCAUAGCCAAGUACUGCUAUGGAGAGAGCCCUCCUGAGCUCUUCCCCACGUGACAGGCACAGCAGACAACACACGGAUGACCAGGUGCCACAGGAGAA
Molecule: messenger RNA, 645 nt
Organism: Nyctereutes procyonoides (raccoon dog)
Lineage: Eukaryota; Metazoa; Chordata; Mammalia; Carnivora; Canidae
Product: SREBP regulating gene protein-like
Exons: 1
Coding region: 1-600 (199 amino acids)
Biological process (GO): positive regulation of SREBP signaling pathway
Source: RefSeq, a predicted model, not a curated record